This is a messenger RNA of Australozyma saopauloensis, 540 nucleotides long. RefSeq names its product acireductone dioxygenase (Ni2+-requiring). NCBI's taxonomy places the organism in Eukaryota, Fungi, Ascomycota, Pichiomycetes, Serinales, Metschnikowiaceae. The transcript has a single exon. The record is from RefSeq and is a predicted model, not a curated record. Gene Ontology annotation, molecular function: acireductone dioxygenase [iron(II)-requiring] activity. Bases 1 to 540 code for a protein of 179 amino acids.
AUGGUUGCAUUUUUCUACCACGACGGAAAGGAUACUCCUGAAAACUUCACCGACGAGCACAACUCGGGCGAGCCGGUAUCUCCUGAAAAGCUUGGCGAACUAGGAAUUUUGUACAAGUAUAUAGAUACCGUAGAAGACUUGGAGGCUAUCGCAAAGGAAAGAGACUACAAAAACAGAGACCAAGUAGUCCUUAACAUCGAGACCUUCGGUGGUGACCAAGACGCCUACCAGGCCAAGAUGCGCCAGUUCUACACAGAGCACUACCAUGAGGACGAGGAGAUCAGAUACAUCAAGGACGGCGAGGGCUACUUUGAUGUCAGAGACAAAGGCGACCGCUGGAUCCGUGCCUGUGUCCAAAAAAACGAUUUGUUGAUCUUACCCGCUGGUAUCUACCAUAGAUUCACAUUGCUGAGCCGGUUGCAAAACGUCACCGCCCUUCGGUUGUUCAAAGAUGAGCCCAAAUGGGAGGCCAUCAACAGAUCCGAAAACAGAAACACACCUGCGCGUGUCGAAUAUUCCAACUCAAUUUCUGUCAACUGA